CAUCGUGAUGCCAAGAAUGUCCGUUAGCCUUCAUCUGGAGCUCGUAAAGUCUUAUUUGCUAGAGUUUUAUCAUGUCGUAAAGGUCCACCACGUCAACUGGAUUGUUGAAGUUCGUGCCGCUAAGGAUCAGGUCAUGCUCACUUCUAGUUCCCGCGUAGGUCUCGCUUGAUCCGCCUGGGGAAAGUGGGUGAUCACCACUACUUGCACUACCGAAGAAGCUGUUGCUAUCACGGCCACGGAUGCGCUUCUUUCUGCCUGGUGACAUACUCCGUACUGAAUGGGAAAGGUGUACGAGGUGAAUAUUGCUACUUGGCCCUGACGACUGCUCAUUCAAGGCUCGGUUAUGGAUGACCUACCACUUUGAGCUAGCGUGUUGUUGUGGCCCCUUAUCUAUUUAUACCCAACGGCACAUAUCAGCAUCCCUACGACGCGUGACCUUGUGGGGAUCACAACGUCGAACGUGCUUUUGUUGUAGCGACGAUGAACGACAGCAGCGAGUGCCUUCUUUCUGCAGAUGCUGCAUUCGGUCCUUCCGUGCAAGCGCCGUGCCGUGAUGGCUUCGACUUCACGUUCACAUUUGAGCAAUACUUCUUCACAGUCGCGCCCUGCGCGCUGUUGCUCAUAUUGAGUGUACCGAGAUUAUAUUCCCUGAGUCGCUCGAAACCAAAGGUGGAUGGGAAAGCCCUCAAAGUGGCAAAAUUGACGGCGAUUCUUGCGCUAUCAUGCCUGCAACUAGCUACUCUGGUACUCUGGGCAACUGACACUCAAUUGCGAGCUCGCACUCCAGCAUUGGUCGGCUCGGCCUUCGCCUUCAUCGCAUUUCUUUUGUCGUGCCCGCUAUCGUACCUAGAGCACACUCGUGCCAUUCGUCCUUCAGCCCUCCUUAACAUUUAUUUGUUCGUUACUCUGUUCUUCGAUGCCGCAGUGCUUCGGACUUUAUGGCUGAUGCCAUCUCUUGCUUCCUCGAUUUGUGAGAUCUACACUGCUUUGUUCGCCAUCAAAGUCGCCUUGAUGUUUUUGGAGGCGCAGGAGAAAGCGAAAUAUGACGAUGCGAAAGAGAUUAAUCCCGAGGCUUUCAGUGGCAUUUACAGCCAAGGCCUGUUUUGGUGGCUGAACAAGCUCAUCUGGGCGGGCGCAAAGCACCUUUUGAGUCCAGCAGAUUUGUACUCUGUCAGCUCGGACAUGACCUCCGAGGUCCUAGGUUCGAAUUUGUGGGAUCGAUGGACUGACAAUGAACAAGACAUCAAGAGCGGCAAUCCAAAGCUAGUCUGUGUAGUCUUUAGCGCCCUCAAAUGGCAGAUCAUGGCGCCUGUUCUACCUAGAUUGGCGCAGGUUGCUUUCACGCUUUGCCAGCCAGUUCUUCUGCGUCGUCUCUUGAAAUACUUAGCCGAUGAUGAACAGAAUCCAAAUAUCGGCUAUGGACUCAUCGGAGCGUAUGGAGUGGUCUACAUUGGGAUGGCCAUCACUAAUGCUCUUUACUGGCAUCACCAACUCCGUUUUCUCGUUAUGCUACGAGGAUCAAUGAUCACUACAGUCUUCAGAAAAGCUACGGACCUCAGUCUAGGACAAUUCGAUCCUGCAGAGUCGGUCACCUUGAUGAGUACAGAUGUGGAGAGAGUCAACAGAGGCUUGCUAGAUAUGCAUGAUUUCUGGGCCAAUAUAGUCCAAGUUGCCGUCGCAACAUGGUUGAUCAAAGUUGAACUUGGAGUCGCAGCUGUCGCUCCAAUUGCAGUUGCUCUAGCCACCCUUGGAGUCACCAUGUGGCUUUCAAGCUUCACAACAAAGUUCCAGAUGGCCUGGCUGGGGAAAAUCCAGGGACGAAUUGGACUUGCUUCCUCUGUUCUCUCAUCGAUGAAGAUCAUCAAGAUCUUAGGCUUGUCUACUAAAGUAGGCCGGAAGCUUGAGCAAGCCCGUAUCGAUGAAAUUCAGACUGCCGGGAAGUUCCGACUGAUUAGCGUUCUUUCCGCUAGCAUGGCUAACGUGCCUAUGCUGAUUUCGCCUGUCAUCACCUUCGUGAUCUUCAUUGCUACUGCGAAGGCACAUCAUACCACACUCGAUCCAUCCAAGCUCUUCACGUCACUCUCUCUUCUUAUCCUUCUUUCGGAGCCUCUCUUUGGGCUAUUCGCCGGACUCAUAGACUUGAUGUCAGCAAUCGGAUGCUUUGCCCGUAUUGAGAAGUAUCUCUUGACUCCGUCUCGGUCGGAGCACAGAAACUUCACGACUGUAGGAGAGAGGUCUUCUGACUCCUCGGAAAGAGCUUUGACCCCGAUAGCCUCCAAAGCCUCCAACGGAGCUAAUGAAGCCAUGGAUAACGCAAUGGUACGAAUUCGGAAUGGGAAUUUCGGCUGGAAAGUCGACGGCGAGCCAACACUUCGAGAUAUCAACAUGACUAUAGCGAAGAACCAAUUGAUCGCCAUUGUUGGCCCUGUGGGAAGUGGAAAAUCGACCCUCCUCAAAGCGAUACUCGGAGAAACUCCGUACUACGAGGGAGACAUGCACGUAUCAAAUCCUAACAUCGCAUGGUGCGAGCAAGAAUCUUGGCUCAUAAACGGUACAGUACAACGAAACAUCAUUGGCUUCUCCAGCUUCGAUGUCACACUGUACAACGAGAUCAUCUGGUGCUGCGAUCUUCACUCAGACUUGGUUGCGCUCCCCAAAGGUGAUCAGACCAAGAUCGGUAGCAAAGGGUUAUCUCUAAGUGGUGGGCAAAGGCAGCGCAUUGCCAUUGCGAGAGCACUUUACUCUGGUAGAGACUUCUUCAUAUUCGAUGACAUAUUCAGCAUGUUGGACAUGAGCACACAGAACAAAAUCUUCUCCCGGGUCCUUGGGCCUAAUGGGUUGAUGCGGAAACGUAGAGCGACUGCCGUACUGGCAACACAUGCAGAGAGAUUUCUUCGUUACGCCGACCAUAUCAUCGUCCUUUCUAGCAAAGGUACGAUAUCCGAGCAAGGAUCUUUCGCUGAUCUCUCAAAGGCAGGCGGCUACGUAGCUCCUAGUGCGAAAGUCAACUCUAGCGAGUCCUCUGUGAACACUGUGUCAGGCGACGCCGAUCCAAAAGUCGAUUUUGCAUCAUCCGACGCAACUGUAGCCGACGACACGGCUCCUCUCGACAAGGCUCGUCAAAUCGGUGACUUUAAAGUGUAUCGCUACUACUUCUCAUUCUUGAGCUGGAAAAUAGGUUUCAUGUUCCUGGUUCUACAAGUCUCUUACGCUUUUCUCAACACUUUCCCAACUGUUUGGUUGAAGUGGUGGACCGAUGCGAAUGAUCAGAGCACUCAUGACAGGAGUGCAUUGUACGUCGGAGUAUACGCAGCUUUUCAAAUUUCGGCCCUUGUGGCCUCAGCUUCUGUUACAUGGUGGUCUUUCAACGUCAUGGCCGUUCAAACUGGGCUCAAAUUACACGACAUUGUAGUCAAGACAGUCAUGGCGGCCCCUCUCACCUUCUUCAGCACAACUGAUAGUGGAGAUACACUUACCAGGUUCAGCCAAGACUUUCAGCUACUGGACAUGUCGUUGCCUCUAGCUUUGAUGGUAGUAGUCACAAACGCGCUCAUAUGUAUGGCCCAAAUUGCUCUUAUCGCCACAGCAUCCGCUUGGAUAAGCCUCAGCUUCCCUUUCCUCUUCGCAGUUUUUUAUUUCGUCCAGAAAUACUACCUUCGUACGUCGCGCCAAAUGCGACUCCUUGACAUCGAACAGAAGGCGCCUCUAUACACACAGUUUGGAGAGACUCUAGAAGGACUCGCUACCAUACGAGCGUACUCGUGGACCCAACAUACGAUCGAACAUAGCAACAAGCUGGUGGACAACAGCCAGAAACCAUACUACCUGAUGUAUGCGAUCCAACGAUGGCUCUCGCUUGUGUUAGACCUUAUUAUUGCCGCACUGGCCACUUUGGUCGUUGGUAUUGCCAUAGCCCUCCGGGAUGCUAUUUCGCCUGGCUUCACUGGCGUCUCUCUCACACAGCUUAUAUCAUUUUCAUCGUAUCUAAAGCUGAUGAUAAUGUUCUGGACGCAGAUGGAAACCUCGAUUGGCGCUGUGGCACGCAUAAAACGGUUCGGCGAGCAAACGGCCAGCGAACACGACUCUGAUGUGCAGGACCCACCGCAAGACUGGCCGAGUCGUGGGGAGGUAUCCAUCACCGAUGUUACCGCAAAAUACGCACCAGACAAGGACGCCACUGCGCUAUCGAACAUUUCGUUGACAAUUAGACCAGGCGAAAAGAUUGGCAUUGUAGGCCGCACGGGCUCGGGGAAGUCUUCGCUUAUUCUCACGCUGUUCCGCAUGCUGGAUGUCUCGUCCGGCAGCAUCACCAUUGAUGGUCUCGAUAUAUCCACACUCAAGCCUGAAGGUGUACGACGGCAGAUUGUCGGCGUCACCGAGGCUCCAUUCAUCAUGCCAGGUACGGUGAAAGAGAAUCUCGAUCCCUACGCGGAAGCCAACGACGAGAGUCUCACUUCUGCAUUGAAGAAAGUCGGAUUAUGGGACACGGUAGAGAGCAUUGGGGGCCUCGAGGCCGACACGGAAGCCCUGAAACUGAGCGUUGGUCAACGACAGCUGUUCAACAUAGCGGGGGCCUUGGUCAGGAAGGCAGGAAAGAUUCUGAUUAUGGAUGAGGCUACGAGCAGUAUCGAUGAGGCAACCGAUAAGAUCGUGCAACGCGCUAUCCGUGAGGAAUUCAAGGACCGUACGGUUAUCUACGUCGCGCAUCGUCUCGAUGCUAUCCUCGACUUUGACCGUGUGGCGGUCAUGGACAAGGGGUCUCUUGCGGAGAUCGACGAGCCGAAGAAGCUUUUAGCGAGAGAAACAAUGUUCAGGGCGCUGUAUAAUGCUAGUUCAAAGGGUAACAGAGUUGCUAGUGAGGGAGAUGGAAUCGAUAUUGAUCAAAUAAAAACGCAUUAGAGAGUGGGUUGAAGAACUAGGCGGGCUAUUCUUCUCUUCUGAAUGCAAUGGGUGGUGAUUAUGGAGCUAAUGGGAGGGUUGGUACAUAU
Molecule: messenger RNA, 4988 nt
Organism: Paraphaeosphaeria sporulosa
Lineage: Eukaryota; Fungi; Ascomycota; Dothideomycetes; Pleosporales; Didymosphaeriaceae
Product: P-loop containing nucleoside triphosphate hydrolase protein
Exons: 15
Coding region: 481-4899 (1472 amino acids)
Biological process (GO): transmembrane transport
Cellular component (GO): membrane
Molecular function (GO): ATP hydrolysis activity; ABC-type transporter activity; ATP binding
Source: RefSeq, a predicted model, not a curated record